Triticum dicoccoides is the source of this 656-nucleotide messenger RNA. RefSeq lists its product as uncharacterized. The record is from RefSeq and is a predicted model, not a curated record. Bases 1 to 504 code for a protein of 167 amino acids. The transcript has a single exon. Lineage: Eukaryota; Viridiplantae; Streptophyta; Magnoliopsida; Poales; Poaceae.
AUGCGGCGAGAGGGACGGCAGCGAGGGUGGGUGCGCGUGUACGACCGCGCCCUGGUGGACCCGGAGGGCAAGCGCCGCGCCGUGCACGUCGUCGACGGCCCCGUGGUGGCCAACGGCGGCUUCAUCCGGGCGCCGCGGAAGCCGACCAACCAGUCCAAGUCCGGCGGCCUCCGCGCGCUCGGCAGGGACGCCCUCAUGGACGAGGAGGACGAGCCGCAGGCCCUUCCGCCGGAGAACAAGCGCUUCGGCUACUACUACUCCAAGGGGUGGCAGUCGCCGUUCAAGUAUGAGGCCACGUCAGGGCAACGGCUGUCGUGGAAGUACGACGCCGCCGAGCACGAGGAGGUGCACGCUCGCCAGCCGCCGCCGGCAGCGCGUUCCGAGGGCAGAUCGGCGUGCAAGGGGAGCCGCAAGUUCAGGCACGACGAGAUCAAGACGUACUAUCUCGACGCAGCCGACGUAGUCGAUGAGCAGCUCGAUUGUCUCUGUGAUUUCGAUUCAUGAGCGCACGGAACCGGGCUGCAUUGCCGCUAUACAACAAGAGGAUUUGUUUUCUUUCCUUUUUCCGUGUCCUUUUGCAGAUUUCGGGAAAGAGUGGUUGCAUACUGGAUCCAAUGGGUCGAUGUGUAUCUUUGUUCCUUUUAUUAUGAAGUAUA